GCGAGCGGAGGGCAAGUUCUUCCUGGAGCGGGGCAGAGGUCACGAGUCAUGUGACAGCCGCUUGACAGGAGGCUUGGGAGAGGCGACGGAACUGCGGGGACCCCCGGGCAGGUCGCCCCGGGCUGGAGCGCGCGUGGCUCUGCAGAGGCGUGCAGAUUGAUCCAGCGAGAGAAAGGGGUUCGUCAUGGCGGAUGAUCUAAAGCGAUUCCUGUACAAAAAGUUGCCAAGUGUUGAAGGGCUCCAUGCAAUUGUUGUGUCAGAUAGAGACGGGGUGCCUGUUAUUAAAGUGGCCAACGACAGUGCUCCAGAGCACGCCCUGAGGCCUGGCUUCUUAUCCACCUUUGCCCUUGCAACAGACCAAGGCAGCAAACUCGGACUUUCAAAAAAUAAAAGUAUCAUCUGCUACUACAAUACCUACCAGGUGGUUCAGUUCAAUCGUUUACCUCUGGUGGUGAGUUUCAUAGCCAGCAGUAAUGCCAACACAGGACUAAUUGUCAGCCUAGAAAAGGAGCUGGCUCCGUUGUUUGAAGAACUGAUAAAAGUUGUGGAAGUGUCUUAAUCUAACAGUGGUUUUGAUGUGUACCUUGUCUUCAUUGCAACAACACUGUACCAGUCCAGCAAUCCUUAGACCACAGUAAUACUUUAUCUGUGUAUUCCGAGGGCCGCUUUUCCACCUUACACUAAAGAAGAGCCUAUAGCUAUAAUUUAUAGACAGAUCAAUUGUUGUAUUUAUGUGUAUUAGGUCUUUUCUUACUUAGUGAGAUCUGGGAACGCCACACAAAUGAUUCAUUCUGGUGCAGCUCCCAUGGAGUUAGUGUGGAUGCCUGACAGUGGGUGGUACUCUGUCCAGCGCAUGGGGGUCAGAACGGUACACAGAUGCUCUGGAGCCAGCAAGCCAUCCUGCCUCACAGUGCUCCCCACACCUGCUGCGUAGUGCUCUCGCUCCACAAGCCACAGAGACUCUUCCUGAGAAUAAUAGUGAGGACAUAUUUUCCUUUUUCUUCUUUGAGGACAUAUUUUUCUUAAGAUUAUAUUUUAUUUCCUGGUAUAGAGUGUGAGGAAGAUGAAUGGCUUAGUGCAGAUAAUAAGUACAAUCACUAACUUUGGUCUGUAUGCGGUCUCAGUGUAGAUAAGUAUUACCGGUGGAUUUGAUGUUCUUCGAGGGUGCUGCUCUUCAGUGAGAACGAAAAUCACUGCUCAUGGUUUCUCUUCUACUUUCUGUAACAGUGCUUCCAUGGUUGUGUUCUUUAUACAUUGAAAAUGCCGUGUUACUGAAUUCUGUUUCCAGUACCAGUAUGUACAUAAAAUGACAGUAUAGCCAUUUUUCAUAUGCAAAUAUAAAUAAAAUAGUAUUUUUAAAAAUA
Mesocricetus auratus (golden hamster) is the source of this 1364-nucleotide messenger RNA. RefSeq names its product late endosomal/lysosomal adaptor, MAPK and MTOR activator 3 (gene Lamtor3). The transcript is spliced from 7 exons. Gene Ontology annotation, biological process: positive regulation of TOR signaling; cellular response to amino acid stimulus. Gene Ontology annotation, cellular component: Ragulator complex. NCBI's taxonomy places the organism in Eukaryota, Metazoa, Chordata, Mammalia, Rodentia, Cricetidae. The record is from RefSeq and is a predicted model, not a curated record. The coding region runs from base 185 to 559 and encodes 124 amino acids.